Messenger RNA from Cyphomyrmex costatus, 753 nucleotides. RefSeq names its product multiple coagulation factor deficiency protein 2 homolog. Bases 159 to 659 code for a protein of 166 amino acids. The transcript has 5 exons. The record is from RefSeq and is a predicted model, not a curated record. Lineage: Eukaryota; Metazoa; Arthropoda; Insecta; Hymenoptera; Formicidae.
UCAAGUCGAGAGCGACCGGGGUUUUGUGGAACCCGCGCAGGGGAUCGAGAGAACGGAGGGUGGAUCGAGCAGUCGAUCUUUGCGGGCGGGGUCGGAUCCAUCGCCGACUGAGUCGAUCGACGCACCGCCGCGGGAAGUCAAAGAUAUAAGAUAACAAAAUGGAGACAAUAUUUUUAAUCAGCUUUUGCCUCGGCCUAGCGACCGGCCAAUUUCGUGGACCACAUCAUCCAAGGAGUAGCGUAUCUCAUCAUCAUUACACACCGAAUAGCAAUACAAUUAAAUUGACGCAGGACGACGAGCUCCUUCACGAUGCAACACAUCUAAAGGAAGAUAUAGGUUCCAUGGCCGAUCAACUCGAUUUUUCGGAAAUGACUGAACAAGAAAUAGAGUUCCACUAUUUUCAAAUUCACGAUUUCGACAAUAAUACAAAGUUAGACGGAUUAGAAAUUUUUCAUGCUCUUCAACAUACUAUGCAUGAAAAUGAUGAAGAGGAGAUACAAAAACUAGAUGAAGAUUGGAUUGUAGUGCUAAUAGAUAAAGUGUUAGAGGAGGACGAUUUAAACAACGAUGGAUAUCUAGAAUAUGUCGAGUAUGUGUUGGGCAGACAAAGGGAUCAUAUCACACAAGAGAAACGCAACAAACUCAGAAUCGAAACAUAAAGAUUUUAGAUAUAAACGAUUUGCAUCAUAUAGGGUGAUUUUUAAUUAUAUGUCAAUAAAAUUUGUGUUGUAAAAUUGACUUUAAAAGUGAUAA